GUGUUAUAACUUCCAAAGUUUUCCUGUACAGAUAACUAAGUGACAUUCGUUUAUUGAAGCUUGAACUUCCAGUGAUAGAGUUUGAAAGCUGUUGCCACCAUGAGUUAUGAAAGUCUUGAUGCUCGGAUCUUUAUUGGGGGGUUAGAUCUUGAUUGUAGUGAACAAGAUCUUGAAAAGGCAUUUGGGAUGUUCGGGGACAUUUCUCAGGUUAUGGUUCUGAGAGAUAGAGAGACAAAUGUUUCUCGUGGAUUUGCAUUCAUGUCGUUUGAAAGUCAGGAUUCUGCUGACGAAGCUAUUCGAAGAAUGCAUGGGGUGGAGAUAAUGGGCCGAUGUGUUACUGUUAGAAAGGCAGAGAGACAAGCAGCAAUGGCGGAUCGGCCGAGAUCUAAAAGAGGAGGAUUUCGUGGAGGAAGAGGCGGGGAGCGAAGGUAUGAUGGAGGAGAUUUCAGAGGAAGAGCUGAGAGGAGAAGUUCGUAUGAUGAUGACCGCCAUGAAGCAAGAGACUCAUAUGUUUCAGACAGGAGGAGUCAAUAUGAUGAUCCAAGAGGAGGGUUUCAAAACUCAAGGAGGGGAUAUAGAGGGUCACAACGAGGAUUUGGAGAUUCGCGAAGCUAUGGUGACUCAAAGAGCUUUGGGGAAUCAAGAAGUUAUUCGGAUUCGAGGUCUGGAAACAAUUACAAUGGAUCCCGCCCAAUGGGGGGUGGGUAUGAUGAACAAAAGAGGGAUUAUAACCCUGCACCAAGGUAUGAGAGUCAUAGGGAUGAAACUUAUGGGUCGCGUGGUUAUGAGGAUAGAUACAGUGGAAACAAUAGCAGAACAGAAGUUGCAAGAUCAAGGAGUCCAGUGGCAAGAUAUGCUGGAGCUUCUUACAGGGAUGAGAGUCCAGUUGCUCAGAAGAGCAGAAGAAUCGCAUCGGAUAGUGUCCAAUAUAGAAGGGAGUAUACAUCACCAGUUUCAAAGCGCCCAGAGCGGGGAUAUUCACCACCAACAAGAACAAGAGAGUCAAGAGAUUCAAGAAGGGAAAUUGUUAAAGAUUCAAGGCCAGCUCGGGGGUAUACAGAGACUUCAUACAGAGAUUACAGCUCACCAACUCGACGUAGGCCACGAGAUCCUUCCCCGAAUCAAUACACUGCAUCUACAUACACAGAUAUAAAGAGCGCUGCACCAGACAGGAGUUCGUAUUCAAACUCUCGUCGGCAGCUCAGUCCACCAGUGCAGAAGCGAAGUUACUCAACCAAAAGAUCAGAUGUUGGGUUAUCCAGAAGUGGAAGGGAUGGGGGAGAUAUAAGGGAGGUCAGAGAUUCAAGAGAUUUUCAGUCAAGCAGAAAUACUGUGACUAUAGAUCGUGGAAUCCCAACAGUUAAAAUUGAAGGUACCCGUUACCAAGAAGCAGACGUUCAAUAUGGGACAACAGAUAGGUAUGCUGCUUCUCCAAGUGCAAGACAACUAGAUGGGCAUGACAGAGUAUCCAAAAGAUCUGCACAUAGAAACAGUCCACCCACAAGGAGCCGCAGAUUUUAGAUACCAAGCUGCCGCUAUAAACAAUUAUGCUGAACUGUUCAAAUCUGUAUAAAUCUGCAACUUCACACAGAAAAUUCACUGAAAUCAAGCAGCAUAUCAAAGCUGCUGGAAUAUUAUAAAUUCGAAUCGACCUUACUAUGUUUGCAACAUAACAGGUGCUCAUUCUGUAUAUGACUUAUUCGUUACAUCUGCUUUUAACUGAUGCUUCAUUUUAAAACAACUGCAUUACAAAAUUAGAACAUAAA
Molecule: messenger RNA, 1766 nt
Organism: Ciona intestinalis (vase tunicate)
Lineage: Eukaryota; Metazoa; Chordata; Ascidiacea; Phlebobranchia; Cionidae
Source: RefSeq, a predicted model, not a curated record